AUGUCUGAUAGCGAGUCAUUCUCCGAGCAUGAGCCCAAUGCGUUCGAUGAGGAGUCAUCGGAAGGUCUCUUUGACUCCGAUGGUGAAGCGGCAGGGCCCGAUGCCGAGGAUGGAAGUGAUACUGAUGUCGAGAUACUUGGUGAAGGGCCCAGCUCCGUCCCAAUACAUGGCAUCGGAAAGGGGCUAAUGACCGCUUCGGUGCCGUUGUCCAUUGUCUAUAGCGACGGCCGCCAUGUGGGUCUAGGCGCCCCUGGGGAGGCGAGCGCUAGUCGCCAGUAA
Messenger RNA from Prunus armeniaca (apricot), 279 nucleotides. The record is from the annotation of a GenBank genome assembly. Lineage: Eukaryota; Viridiplantae; Streptophyta; Magnoliopsida; Rosales; Rosaceae.